Messenger RNA from Tilletiopsis washingtonensis, 1983 nucleotides. RefSeq lists its product as hypothetical. The transcript has 2 exons. Gene Ontology annotation, cellular component: lipid droplet. Bases 14 to 1897 code for a protein of 627 amino acids. Lineage: Eukaryota; Fungi; Basidiomycota; Exobasidiomycetes; Entylomatales. The record is from RefSeq and is a predicted model, not a curated record.
CCUCAGCCUCACCAUGCCGCGCGCCUCUACCUCGGCGAGCGGUGCGGCGCCGCAGCCGCGCAACGUGCUCGCCGUGUGCGUCGCCAUGUUCCACGAGCGCCAGGGCCCGAUCAUUGCCUUCAGCCAUCCGCCCGGCGCCGCCGAGGCGCUGGCCGGCCUCGAGUGGCGCGCCCUGCCGUCGGGCUCGCACGCGCUGCUGCGCCGCGACCACAUCGCUCUGCUGCCGCCGCAGCCGCUCCCGACGCAGGAGGAGGGCCAGCACAGCGUCGUCGCUGCCGUCGUGCGCAGCCGCGCCACGGCCGGCGAGGAGGGCGCCGAGCGGCGAGGCAACCGUGUCAUCUGCGUCGCAGCUGUGCUUGCAUGCGAUGAAGCCACGCCAGACUCACACUAUGCCGCCGCGUCUCCGCAUUUCAGCAAGCUCGCGGAGCUGGCCGAGGCGACAUCGCAUGAUCCUGGCGACAAUUCGAAGCUGCAGCAGUGGUACGAGGCGAAUGCGGGCUCGGCGCUGCUCCCGCCCGUACCAAUCUCUGCUCGCUAUGCCUCGGCUCUCGAUCCACUCUCGACGCUUCCGUCGAUCUCCUCGGCACUGGGCCCGCUGCUGCCGUCGCUUCUCAAGCGCAUGAUGAUGCCCGACCACCGCCUCUUGAUCUUCUCGCCCGCCGGCACGCCGCCAUCUCGAGCUCUCGCACUGCACUACGCGCUCGCCUCGCUCGUGCCCACGCCGCCGGAGCCGCGCGGUCUGCUUGCGCUGCCUGACCUGACUGAGCUGCUCGACGAGCCGCGGCGAGCGUGGAUCGGCGUCACGCCAGAUGCGAUCUUUCUGGAGCGUCACAGCGUGUAUGAUACGCUGCUCGACCUGCGGCCAAUCGCUGCAGGCGCUCUGCCCGGCGCGCUGCCUGCUCUGAGCUUUGUCGGCCAACAAAGCGGCAAGCUGGAGCUCAUCAAGAUCAACUGGUCUACCACAGACUUCGCCGCUUGGCGAGAGCUGGAGGAUAUCUGCGACGUUCGGUCGCGCGUGCGCCGCACUGUUCAGAUCUCCGAAGACAGCCAAGACGCCAGCGAUCAUCGGGCGGUGCAGCAGCGGACCAAGCCGCGCACCCUGCAGGCUGCGCCUGGCUUCAUUCUCGCUCUGCUCAAGUACUGCCUCGGCGCCUGGCUCUGGUGGCCGCUCUCCGUCUCGGGCGAUGCCGGCGCCGUCUAUGGCUGGGUACCAACGGCAGUACGCUCUGACGGCGGCGCUGUCGGAAGCGUCGUGCUGCUGUCCGACGAGGAGGACGAAGAAGACUCGGCCGACGGCGACGAGGAGGCAUUGACCGAGGAGUCCGCACUGCUCGACGUGCCGACGUCGCCUGGCGCAUAUCCGCAUACGCAGCAGCCGCGGCUCCGCUCUCGUAGCGCGCGGUCACGUUCAAGAUCCCGCGACCGCCUGAGCGAGUACGCACUCGGAGACGAGGAAGAGGAGCACGACCCGCUCCUCGCUGCUGCCGGCGCCAGCACGGCCAGCCGGCGGCGGCGCUCCAGCCACAAUACGGAGCGGCACAUGUUCUCGCCGACGCACAGUCCUUCCGCCUCGGGCGUGCAGGCGAUGUCGGGCCCCGAGCGGCAUCAGCAUGUCGAGGCAGAGGAGGAAGAGGACGCGCCGUCGCCGCGCACCAGCCGUCUGGCACGGGCGCUGCACGACGAGUGGGCCGCGUGGAGCGCGUCGGUGCUGCGCGACGCCGAGGCGCUGCUGCAGCGCAAGAUUGACGCCGGCGAAACGCACGUCAGCGCCAAGGAGCUGCGCAGCGUCGGCCUGAGCGCCCGCUGUGCCGCCGACUGUGAGCUGCUGGGCGCACUGGCGCGCGAGCGCGGCAAGAGCGUGAGCGUGGAGAAGAGCUGGUGGACGUGGCCGUGGUGACGGGCCGGACGAGCGUGGCGUGCAACCAUACCAUGACAUGUAGCAUACCGAUGUCGCAGGGCAACAGCGUUGAUGUGACUGCUCGC